Mugil cephalus (flathead mullet) is the source of this 1502-nucleotide messenger RNA. It is a transcript of the gene nme6, whose product is annotated as NME/NM23 nucleoside diphosphate kinase 6. The coding region runs from base 238 to 786 and encodes 182 amino acids. The transcript has 6 exons. The record is from RefSeq and is a predicted model, not a curated record. Gene Ontology annotation, molecular function: nucleoside diphosphate kinase activity. Gene Ontology annotation, biological process: GTP biosynthetic process; UTP biosynthetic process; CTP biosynthetic process. NCBI's taxonomy places the organism in Eukaryota, Metazoa, Chordata, Actinopteri, Mugiliformes, Mugilidae.
ACCGUUUUUACAGACGGACUGAGCAGCGCAAGGAGCUACCACGACUUUAAAUUAUCAAAAUUAUAUAAACACAAUACAGAUUAUAUUCGGGUCAUAUUUUAGACGAGGAGAGUAAGAGGAGACAAAUAAAUUGACAGAGUAGCGCGUUAAUAUCUUUACAACAUGGCGGCGGCCGCAGCUGAACUGUCUUCAUUAAACUGACGAAUUUCUUUUAGGAAACCAUCCACAACAGAGAAGAUGUUACUGACAGCUCGUCGCCUCUCCAAAGUGCUGCAGCUCACCCUGGCGGUCAUCAAACCAGAUGCUGUAGCUCAUCCUCUGAUGUUAGAGGCUCUUCACCAGAGAAUUCUGGACCACGACUUUGUGAUUGUUAAAUGUAAAGAUCUGGUGUGGAAACGACAGGACUCUGAGAGGUUUUACGCUGAACAUUCAGGGCGAUUCUUCUAUCAAAGACUUGUUGAAUUCAUGUCGAGCGGUCCGAUGCGGGCCUACAUUUUAGCCCGGGAGGAUGCCAUACGUCACUGGAGAGAACAGAUGGGUCCGACCAAAGUGUUCAGAGCCAGGCACACCUCCCCUGCCUCCAUCAGGGGCCAGUUUGGACUCACAGACACGAGGAACACGACCCACGGCUCAGAUUCUCCUGAGUCGGCCCAAAGAGAAAUCGGCUUCUUCUUCCCAGAUUUCAGCGUGGAGGAGUGGAUGGAGAAGGAAGAGCCGUCAUUCAGAUCAGGACAGAUUCAUUAUGACCAUCAGAAACAGAUCCACACGCUGUCAGCGCCGAGCUGACCCUGGACUCUGUUAUUGUUUAAAGUGCCAAAGAGUUUGUGGUAUUGAUGCUGACUUUCCUCACAUUAAGUGAUUUUUUUUUUUAAUUUAUUGUAGUUAAAAACACACAAUAGCCAGAUAAAAAAAGUUAACACUGGAUUGUACAAAGCAACACGACGCAGCAGAGACAGUUUUUUACCACCACGAUCUCCUCUCCAGGCCUCACUGUAAAUAGUGCAAACAGUUUCUUGAGCCACACAAAUUGUAGAGCAGCAACAACCCUGUGUUGUGUUUCAAAGCCAGAUAAUAACAAAAUUGAAUGAAAUAUUAAUUUAGCAACGUGAAAGAAUACUGGAAUAAUAGCUUUACACACUUAUGUAUCACCCGAUUAUUUUAAAUGCAUUGGCUGUGAAAUGUCAUGUUUCGUAUUUUCUGUUGUGUGUUUGGACCAAACUGCUGUUUUGUGUGUCCCACAUGUCAAAGUACAGUAAAACAUAAACCAUACAGUGUUAAAUACGUGAUCCCUGUUUUCGGUCUUACUCGCGUUCUUGUGCUUUCAACAGCCGGCAGACCUUCAAGAUCUUUCCACAGUUUGUUUAUUCGCUCCUUCAUUCAGUCACUCAUUGUUUUGUUUUUUUGAUGUCCAGUUUUUCCCUGAACUCAAGUGUUUUGUGUGGCCACCUGUUUGAGAGCCUCCACAGGUUUCAUGACCUCGUAGGUGGUGAGGGACUUCUUCA